GAGAGAGUGUGUAUGGAGCUGUGAACACUUUCUCUCAGAGCCCCCUUUAUUCCCCUCCCUACGACCCCCCGAAACCGGAUUAAACCGAUUUAUUUUUUUUCCGUUAAACGUGUCUUAUUCGGGACUAAACCGAGGCGCGAUGUGGAUUCAGGUCCGCACUAUAGACGGGACGGAGACCCGCACGGUGGAAGAUCUGUCCCGGCUCACCAAGAUCGAGUCCCUACGUCUCAAAAUCCAGGAGAUCUUCAAUGUGGACCCUGAGAGACAGCGCUUAUUCUACAGGGGCAAACAGAUGGAGGAUGGCCAGACGCUGUUUGAUUACAACGUUGGCCUAAACGACAUUGUUCAGCUUCUUAUUCGCUCUCACACCGAUCCAGCCGACAGCCCAAGCCCCACCCCUAGCAAUGAAGAAGUCAUGGCUGGUAACUUAACUCCUCCCAGCAGUAGCUCUACCACACCCACAGCAACCACAGUACCCACAGCAACCACGGCUUCCCCAGCAACGGUCAGCAGCAAUAGUGGGUCAGCAUCGGAAAGUCAGCCUUCAACAUCCUCAGCUGCUGACCUCAUCGAUCCUGGGCUCGGAGUUUAUAAGAUUAAUGAGCUGGUGGACUGCAGGGACGUCAGCAUCGGUGCCUGGUUUGAGGCCACCAUCGAGACUGCCACUCUGUCAAGCAAAGGGAGCAAAAGCAAAUCCGAGACAGCAGCAUCCUCCACAGGAAGAGUAGGACGAAGCGGCAAGCGCAUUAAUGGGAAAGUGGAGACGGAGUCAGACACAAACGGCACCGUGCCCCUGAACUCGAACAGUGAUGAGCCUUCAACGUCUAAGACUGAAACAGAAGAUCCUGCCAGGAAUGCUAUCAGCUACCACAUUAAAUACGAGGAUUACCCAGAGAAUGGUGUGGUGGAAAUGAACGCAGAAGACGUGAGGCCUCGAGCCCGGACGCUGCUACGAUUCGAACAGCUGGAGGUGGGACAAGUGGUAAUGGUCAACUACAACCUAGAACUUCCAGAAGAGAGAGGAUUCUGGUAUGAUGCUGAAAUCACGACGCUCAACCACAUCUCCAGAACCAAGAAGGAGGUCCGUGUCAAAAUCUUGCUCGGAGGUCCAAGUGAUGUGAUUGCUGACUGCAAGUUAUUAUUUUUGGAUGAAAUCUACCAAAUUGAGAAGCCUGGAGCCCCUCCUCUCUCUGUCACUGAUGGCCAGUUUAAACGUAAGAGCGGGCCGGAGUGUAAGCACUGUAAAGCCGACCCAGAUGCAGAGUGUCGGUUCUGUUCAUGUUGUGUGUGUGGGGGGAAACAGGACGCACACAUGCAGCUGCUGUGUGAUGAGUGUAACAUGGCCUUCCAUUUGUACUGCCUCAACCCCCCGCUGUCCACCAUUCCAGAGGAUGAAGACUGGUACUGCCCCACUUGUAAGAAUGACACCACUGAAGUGGUGAAGGCAGGUGAAAGGCUGAAAGAAAGUAAGAAGAGGGCCAAGAUGCCUUCAGCAACCAAUGGGAGUCAGCGAGACUGGGGAAAGGGAAUGGCAUGUGUGGGACGUACUAAAGAAUGUACCAUUGUUCCAUCCAAUCACUACGGCCCGGUUCCUGGAAUUCCUGUGGGAACCACCUGGAAGUUUCGUGUCCAGGUGAGUGAGGCGGGGGUGCACAGACCGCAUGUGGGUGGGAUUCACGGACGCAGUAAUGACGGCUCUUACUCGCUGGUGCUGGCCGGAGGAUUCGAAGAUGAAGUGGAUCGAGGAGACGAGUUCACCUACACGGGCAGUGGAGGUCGCGAUCUCUCAGGAAACAAGCGGAUUGGAGAACACUCGUUUGAUCAGACUCUAACACACAUGAACAGGGCACUUGCUCUUAACUGUGAUGCCCCACUGAAUGAUAAAGAUGGGGCGGAGUCUCGUAAUUGGAGGGCGGGGAAACCAGUCAGAGUGAUCCGAAGCUCAAAAGGCAGACGAAUCAGCAAGUAUGCACCAGAGGAAGGAAACCGCUAUGAUGGAAUCUAUAAGGUAGUCAAAUACUGGCCUGAAAUUGGAAAGUGCGGCUUCCUGGUGUGGCGCUAUCUGCUGAGACGUGAUGAUGUGGAGCCUGCACCAUGGACGCCUGAGGGACUCGAGCGCAGCAAAAAGCUGGGACUGAAAGUGCAGUACCCUCCUGGUUAUUUGGAGGCAAUGGCCAAUAAGAGCAGGAAGGAGGCGAGUGUGAGAGGGGGAAGGGGCGGAGCUCCACGGGGUAAACGACAUGGAGGAAGAGGAAGGCCAAGAUGUGGACGGCCGCCAAAGAGGGUAAAGGAGGAAGAGGAGGAAGAGAGAGUGGUCGAGGAACCUGCAGUACACGAGGACGGAGAGACACAGAAAAAUGGAGAAGAGGACACACAGAAAGACACAGUUUGUAAAGAGCAGCAGGAGCCCAAAGCAAAGCGGCUAAAAGAAGUGGAGGCAUUUGUGUUAUCAGAGCAGCAGCGUUCCCUCAUACAGGAGGAUCAUGGGAACAAGAAAGUGUGGGAUGAAGCUCUGGGCUUCCUCACUGAGGGACCGAACUUUCUUCGUAAGGUUGAGCAGAUCUUCAUGUGUGUGUGCUGCCAGGAACUCGCUUAUCAGCCCGUCACCACACCCUGCCAGCACAACGUCUGCAAGACUUGCUUACACCGAUCGUUUCGAGCCGAAGUGUUCACCUGCCCGGCAUGCCGCUACGAUCUGGGGAAAGAUUACGUCAUGGUGCUGAAUAAAAACCUGCAGCAGCUCCUGGAUCAGUUUUUUCCUGGAUACAGCAAGGGCCGAUGAGACGUCACAGGAGACAUGGACAGAAAUAAUCUCCAUCCAGCUCAAUGGCACUUACACACACACACACACACACACACACACACACACAUACACAAUCAGUGCACUAACUCCUACACCAUACACAAUAGCAUAAAAUGCGCACAAACAAGCACAUACACACACACACACAUGCACACACAAUCAGUGCACUAACUCCUACACCCAUCACAAUAACAUACAAAGUGCACACACAAUCACACACACAUGCAUACAAACACGUUUCAUGUAGAUGUUCUUUCAUUAACACCAGCCUGAUACUUGUAUCCCAAGGACACCCAGUUUAUGACCCUGGGCACGACCUCUGCUGGUUGUGCAAGGAUUAUUCCUCCCUACACCUCUGUCAGCUGAAGGACACACACAUACACAAACACACUUUUUUCAAAGGAGCGGCGGAAGACUAGCGACGACUCAUUCCGUUCAACGGAUCUGUUGAGGAUGGACUAAUGGCUAAUGCUAAUCAAUUGUUGCUAACAGGGGUUUAAAAAAAAAAGGCUCACAAAUCUUUACAAAAGUGAUGUAAUUUAACCAAACAAUUCUAACCCGGCAUCAAGGAAUCCAGUUAAUAAGAGUGGAAUAUUCUGAUGGAUUUAAUUUUCAGUUAUGACAAUCGUGUACUUGAUAAUCCUGUUGUUCAUUAAUCGCACCCAUCUAGUUAGCUUUCCCUUCACAUUACAAUUAUGUUACUUGCUGUCUUGUUUUUUUGUUUUUUUCCGGCUGGCUAAAUAGCUACAGCUAGCUGGCUAGCUAACCCUCAUGUUUGCAAUCGCUCCUGUCUAAAUAAAUCGUUUGUUCGACUUAUUAUUUUCACUCAAAAUAAAUUGCAGUAGUUUAAGCGAUUAGUAUAAUAACACAUACAGUAUGUAAUAAUAUAAUUGCCGAACAGCAUAAUAUAUGAUAUUUAUCUAUAAGAUGGCUGCAUAUGUAGGAAUACACAAUAGUGUGUGCGUGUGGGCUCAGAUGAGGAAGAAGGCAAAUAGCACUUUCCCCUGAGCGUCUUAUGAUGCCAUGUGCGUAAGCCAGAGGUCAAAAAGAUGCAGUGGCCAGCUUCACAUGCCUCAAAGGAAGCACUUCACCUUCUUCUGUACCCUCUGCUGUCAUGUGAUAAUUGAAAUUGUACAUGACUAAAUUGAAAAUGAGGACAAAUGCCCCCAAAAUCUGAUUGUUUAUAUGAGGCUUGGUUUGUUGUGUCGGAAAACACUUCAGAAAAAGACACGCUCGCUAACACGUACAAGUAAUUAGUCUGAGACCUAGUAUAUUUAUGGUGAUGUUUUGGCAUCAAUAAUAUGUUUGAAAGUAUCAAUAUUACAGAUUACAUACAAAGAAAAUGAAAUUACUAUUAAUAGGCUUCUUAGUUAGCUAGCUUAGUUUUGGAUUGCUUAACAUCAACAGCUAGCUGGCUAGCUACUUAUUUUGCGCUCUACAAUAAAACACAAUUUAAUUUGUUUAGCCUAAAAUCUCUGAUUAACGUCAUUAAUCAAAUUUGAACACGUGAUUAGCUUUUGGAGAUAAAAACAUUUGAACUAUGACAAACUUACAAGCCAGAAUAGUUGUUUUUUGUAUAUUGUUGUGUAAGUUGAUGGAUCCCAUCCAAGAAUGAGGAGUAUGUUAAUUGCUCCAUUUAGAGAUUAUUAAUCACCCACAGCUAGCUAGGUGAUAAAUACUCUCGUGGGAUAACGGUUUAUUAGAUUUAAAUUGAACAUGUUUGAUAAUACAUUGGAAUAUGUAUAGUCCUAAAUAAAGUCUUUUUUUAUGCUAGCUAUUUUCUAUUCCAGAGCAGAUGGACCAGCGAGCAGAGCAACCCUUGCCAUGCCAUUAUUGUGAUAAUGGUAGCUAGCUAGCAGAUCUUUUGUCAGAUGUCCUGUAAGUAAUCUAAUGCUGCUAACUACUAAGUUUGUGUUCAGGAAAUAUUCAUGUGUUUUUUAUGACUAUUCAUUUCACAGUUACACACACCACAACCCAUAGCUAGCCCGAUAGCACAGUAAGGCUGGCAGCUUAGCUUAUAUUCAUUGUUGCUGGGCUAAUAAUGUUUGGUUAAAAGAAACAUUGCUUCUACCUGGUACUGUUUAUAUUUGAUCGGUUUUCUAAACUUUGGAAAAGUCCACAAACAAUAUGCAAGUGUGAAGUGGUGAGUUCUGAUUGGCCAAGAGCAGCAGGGCUCAGUAUUGGACAUUAGAAAUGAAAAGGUGACCGUUAACACAGUUGUACAUUUGAGUUGAAUUAAAUACAGGGAGAAUUUGUCAUACAUGUAAACUCCAAAUCUGCGUCAAAUGAAAAACAUUUGACCGUCUGGAUAACAAAUAAAAUAUUUAGAUGUUGGUGAAGAGCGGUGACUUUAACUGGAGUUAAAAUUCAGUCAUAAGGAAAAGCUGAUUUACAGGUUUAAACAUUGCCUCCGGGAUUUAAAAAAAAAGGUCCCAGUGUCCCAAACUGUCCAGUCAGUAACAAGCUGUGGUGUUCCUUAGCAUGCCUUAGCUUUUCCUACUUUUAUGUUGAUUUCUUAAAAUUCAGUCUCACAGACAUGUUUUUUUUUUUUCUAUUACAGACCUGCCAACCUUCAUGCAUUUUACCCAGGACGCAUGCGACACAUUUUUAUUUGAUAAAAUUUUGGAGUAUGCUAGAUUUCCCUCAGUAAUUUGCCAACGAAAAUGGCCGAUGAGCUAACCAGCAUAUGAAUCUUGAAUGACUGACAGCUGCGGGGUGUUUUGAACACUCCGAUAAUAAAUUACUUUCUGGAAGCCUCGCUUCUUUCCCCAUGCCACACUAUUAAUCAUUUGGUUUGUCUCGACUCGGUCUGUGAAAACUUUGUGUCAGAGUUCUCCCACUGAAACAACAACCCUCGCUUUCUGCCAUGGUAAAUGGUGAGAGUUCUGGGUUCUUUGUUGUGAAAUCUGUCAGUGUAAUGUCCAUUCCCAAGAUUACACAAAUUUAAAGUUAUCAUCUAAUUAUAUUGAUUCGGGAUGCCACCAAAAUGUUUUCCGCCAAAAGAGAAAAAAGGGCUGAAGGGUUUUAAAAAUUAAAUAGGCCUACAUUGAUGUAAAUAAUGGACCAAAAUUGUAAUUCAAUUUCGUGUUAUGUGCACAGCACUUUUAUCAACAGACGCUGUCACAAAGCAGCUUUAUAGAAAUACACAACUCACAAGUUUAAAUUUUGCAUUUGAAAAUGUUUUCCCUGAUGAGCAAGCCAGAGGCAAUUGUGGCAGUGAAAAAAUAUAUGAGGACGAUAUCUUGAUAUGAAGUAGACUGCUAUGAAACAUUAAUGGCAAUGAUAAUCCAGAAGUCAUUAUGCACACUGUGCAGCGCUCGAUAAACCAGGGUUCAUUUGCGUAUCUAUAUAUAUAUAUAUAUAUAUAUAUAUAUAAACAGGAUUUUACAGUAACUACAAGGCACUUAAGGGGUAGUUGUUUAUAUGCACACUUUUCUAUUAAUAAACACAAACACACACACUUUUACAUUAUAACUAAAAUUGGGCCUCUGCUUCAGCUCGUCCAUUAUGAUAGCAAUGUCACUAAAAGAGAAAUUAAAAGAGAAAGUUCAUCAUAUCCUGAGUGUAAGAACAGUUGCAAAACUCCUGUUAGUAAGCUGGAGAAAGGGGUCACAGAAUUUAUGCUCCGUCAUACAGUUCCAUGAAAAGUAUUUGCCCCUUCCUGAUUUUUCUUUUUUUUUUUUUGGCAUAAUCGUCACACUUAAAUGAUUGAGAUUAAAGUUUAAUAUUACACUAAGAUAACCCGUGUAAAGACAAUUCAUUUAUUAAGUAAAAAGCGAUCCAAACUUACCUGCCCCUAUGUGAAAUAAUAGUUGCCCCUAACUUUUUUCCUAUUAUUUUUUAAGCCAUUUAGAGGUGGACUCGCUGAUGUCUUUCGGCUCAUUGUGCUGUUGCAGAACCCAAGUGAGGUCACAAACUGAUGGCUAGACAUUCUUCUUCAGGAUUUUUUGGUAGAGCUCAGAAUUCAUGGUUUCAACGUCAAAGUCAUAAACUACGUACAAAGCAGCACUAGGCCAUCAUACUACCACCACCAUGUAUAAGUGUUAUGAUGUUCUUAUUAAGAAACACUGUAAGUUUUAUGCCAGAUGUAAAUGGGACGCACACCUUAAAAAAACUUUUAAAAACUUUAAAAAAAAAACCUUUAGCAUUAUCUGUUCAGAGAAUAUUUGCCCCAAAACAAACACGAGAUGAGCCUCUGUGUGCUUUUUGGUCAGCACUGGCUUUUGUCUUUAUGUUCUUAUAUGAGCUCCUGCAUGAGUCGUCAUUGUGGUCUUGAACUAAUUUUGGUCAGCCUCUCCUAGGAAGGUUUACCACUGUUCCAAGUUUUCUCCAUUUGUGGAUAUUGGUUUUCACUGUGGUUAGCUGAAUACACAAAGCCUUAGCUUAGUAACCCUUUCCAGAGUGAUACAUUUAAAUUAAUUUGUUUUUCAUCUGCUCUUGAAUUUAUUUAUAUUGUUUUGGUUUUCUUGAUUCAGCAGGUCUGGCAGUAAUCAAGCCUAGGUGUGGCAAGUGAAAUCUAACUCAGCUUUCCAAAAAUCACAGUUCGUUCAUAAUUUAUCGAUGGGAAAAUUAUUUUUUAAAUAGGUCCAGGUAGGUUUCGACAGCUUUAUUCCCUUAAUAAAUGAAAUAAUCAUUUAAAAACUACUUUUGUAUUUACUUGGGUUGUCUUUAAAAAAAAUUUAAGCGUGACAAAUAUGCAAAAUAAAUAAAUAAAAUUGAGCAAGGGCAAAUACUUUUUCAUGGCAUUACACAGUUUUAAGAUACGAAAAUACCCAUUAACAGCGAAAUGAGCAUUUAUUAGCCAAACACUACAACUUUUAGUGUUCUAAUUUUGGCUGCUCCUGUCAAUGGGCUGCCACAGCAGACCCUCCGAUCAUCAUACAACUUGGCACAAAUUUUAAACCAGAUGCCCUUCCUGACACAACCCUCCCAUUGUAUUCAGAAUUGGGACCGGCCCUAAGAAUGCUCUGCAUCCAGUGGCUGGGACCGGGCAUUGGCUGAAAAUCGAACUUCUGAAUAAAAGGAGAGAAGCCUAACAUUGAGACAGCAAUGCCCACACAAUGACUUUACUGCAAGAUUAAAAAAAAAAAAAGGGUUAGACACAGCUGUCUUCUCGCAUUGCCAAAUGUAAGCAACCGUACCAGAGACAUGGAAAUCUAUCACAGCCCUGAAUGCAAGUUUUUUUUUUUGUUGGUAAUAUUCUUGUUCCUUUUCCGGCAAUAGGAAAAAUGUGUGUGUGUAUGUGUAUACUUUUCUAAUGUCUACAUCUCAUUUAAAAUAGACUACACCCCUACCCCCAGUGCUUUUUGUUUACUGGGAAUCUGUGCGUGUUCUGACACACCAGUAUGUUAAAAUACAAUAAUUAAAAUAUAUUGAAUUUUUACUCAGCAGAACUACUCGUUUUUGUCUUGUGGAUUGGCAGGUCUGUAAUUUAUUAGUGUGAAUAAGCUAGAUGCCAUUCAGUAGUAGGUUAAUGAAGUUAGAACAGUUCUUGUACAUGAAGACAGACUGAAUUAAAUGCACCACUUUGGGAUUAUGAUCCUUUCAAAAUCUGAUACAUUUCAGAUUUCUGCUCUGUUCAUGUCAACAUCACGAACUCCUAUCUGUUUUUAUUUACACAAGCCCAGAGAGGUUACACAGGUUUUGUCCAGAUCAUCUUUACUUUAUAAAUGUUAAGGUUUGUUCAUGCAGUUUGGUUAAAAGAGGAGCUCUGAAGCUAACAGUAACAGUAUAAACGAACUCUUGGAAUGAAUUCUUGUUAAUUAACCCUUGGUAAUGAACUUUUUCUGAAUUAAUUUACGAUAACAUGUGAUGUGAUUUCCAUCUAUGUCACAAGAGUAGACAAACACAAUGAGCCUAAGCUAAUAAAACAUUUUUUUUUAUUGGGUCUUUAGUGAACAUACCCAUUAAAUAUUUACAGUGCUGGAGGAAAAAGUAAGUGAACCCUUGGAGGUUAUAGCUGGACGAACCUCCUUUGGCAGCAAUGACUUCAAGCAAUGUUUUUCAGUAUUUUCUGAAUCAGACCUGCGCAGUGUUCAGAAGAUAUGUUUGACCAUUCCUUUUUACAGAACUUCUUAAGUUUCUGGUGUGUACGGUGCUCUCGAGGUUAAGGUCCACACACUCCAAAAGGCACAUUUUCUUUUUUUGAAGCCAUGCUGCAGUGGAUUUACUUUGAUUCUUAGGGAUACUGUCCUGCUGCAUCGUCCAACUUCUACUAACCUUUAGCUGGCACGCCACCCUGACAUUAUUCUGUACAAUAUUUUGGUAAGCUUGGGAAUAAAUUUGUAAAUCGAUAAUGGCAAGCAGUCUAGGCCCUGGGGCAGCAAAAUAAGCCCAAAGCCCAUGAGGCUCCCUCCAUCAUACUUCACCUGUGGGAUCUUUUGAUGUUGGUUGCUCUUUUUAUGCCAUAUAUAAUUCUGAGUAUUCUUCCCGAACAGUAAAACUUUUGUUUCAUCAAUCCACAAAACAUUUUCCCAGCAGUGCUGUGGAUUGCCAAGGUGCUCUUUGGCAAACUUCAGGUGUGCAGCAAUGGUUGUUUGUUGAGUUACAUAUGGUAGACUUUCUAAACAGAGAUGUUUGCCAGUUCCAGUGGUGUCUUUAAGCCUUUAGCUGUUACUCUUGGGCUCUUCUUUAACUCAUUGAGAAUUCUGCCUUGUGUCUUUGGAGUCGUCUUGGCUGGGCGCCUACUUCCAGGAAUCCAUUUAUAGACAAUUUGUCUUCGACUGAUGGAUGCCUAAACACUCCAUGGUUCACAUCAGCAGAUGCUACUUAUAGAAAGCAAACUUAAACUGUUUGAGUGUCUUUUAUUAAUCGAAGUAGCUCUAAACCACACCUACAAACUCAUUUCAUUCAUUGGACUCCAGGUGUGCAAACCACUGACUCUACUUAGCUUUCGUUGAGGUAAUUAAUCUCUUAAUGGAUUUACUUAAUUUCUUCUUUAGCACUUUCAAUGUUUAAUGGGUGUCUUCAACAAAGACAUGAGAAAUUACAUUUGUUUGUGUUUUAUCAGCUUAAGCACAUUGUGUUUUUCCACUGUUGUGACCAAGAUCACAUAUUAUGGCAAAUUAAUAGGGAAAACCAGUUAAUUCCAAGGGGUUUAUAUAUUUAUUUUGUAUUUCUUGCCACUGUAUGUUAUUUGAGAUCUUUAAUCAUGUUGAAUCAUUUAUAACUGUCGUAAUCUUACUGUAACAUUUGUAUGGAGGUGUCUUAUUACCUGCUCAAUUAUUGCAUAUUGAUUAUUACAGUAAAAAGUACUAUUCAUUAUUAUUAUAGAAAACAGUUACAUCUUCAUGAACAUUUUAUACACUUAUCAAAUUCGCCUUAAAAUUAAGAGUCACACUUUGUCCAAUUGCACAAUCUGUAGACAGUGCAGACUCUUAAGUCCCCAUUGUGGUCAUUAAGACCGCACGUUUUUCCCCAGCUUCAUUAUGUGAAUAACUUUGUAAGGCCCAGAUCGUACUGUACAUUGAAAUAAAUAUUAUCCUUGGUUUGGAGACAUUGAUCAUGUUCAAUAGUUGCCAGGUGCUGAUUAACAGAAACAAUCAGAAGAUAUUGCAGGGUUAACAACAACAGCACCAGGGAAAUAAAUGGGGUGGGGCUAAAGCCAAAAUAUUUUGACAUGUGUAAGCAAACUACAAUUGACAAAUUGACAAUAGCAUAUAAUUUAUAAACUAAAUUUGGCAUAUAAUUUAAAACAAACAUCAUGACUAAAGACAUAAGCUUGCUACAGUAUUAUGUAAUUUCCACUUUUGUUAUUUUAAGAUCUUGACAAAAAAUGGAUGACCUCCCUGGACUUGUGUAAUUGUCAACCUUUUUAUUUCUCAGCACUUUUUUCUUUAAAUCCAUUUUUCUUCUCACCCACAAAACAAACCUUACGUUGAGGCGUUCAACCUGCGUUAAACCAGUAGUCACAGCUCGAGCAUUGGAAUAGUAGUCCUAACAAGUAACAGACAUCACUGGGUCAUCAAGGGCAGAGCUUAAGUUCAAUCUGAUCAACCACCUGCAGACUUGUAACAUCACCAAUUGCCUUUUUAAAUCAUUUUUUGACUUUAAGUGUUUAAAUGCUGGUAUUAAUUUUACAAAAUACUAGAAUAGUAGCCUAAUAGCCAAGCAUUAGCUAUGAAAGAGCAGCACUUCCUUUUGCUAGCAUUAGUAAAAUUCUGCAUUUACUGUAUGUAGCUGGUUAGUUUAGCAGAUGCUGGAGAACUGUUAUGUUUUGUAAUAAUAAAAUAAAAAGGGGACAAAAAGUUUACAGCUGGCUGAUCAGAUGUAAUGGUAUGCUUUGGCCCUGUUGUCAUGGAGACACCUGACCCUGCGAAACCAAGAUUCAAGCCCAAGUCUCUCGUUCUCGCUCGCGUGUUUUUACUCCUCAGUCGUCUGUCCUGUAUGUAAAGGGAGAGAGCAUGUGAUUCAAUUUUUUGUUGUUGUUAUUGUUGCUAUUUUUUUUUCUUUGACUUUUAUUUGAAUUAGUUAAGUGAUUAAAACGCUUCAUAAACUGCUAUACUGUCUCUGCAGCUAACUGUGGCUUUUAAACCCCUUUUUCCUUUUUUUCCCCCUUGGAAAUAUUCUUUUUAAUGUACCCCUGCAAUUGUAGGUGAUGCUAGUAAAUUCCUUUUUUUGUGUGUGAGUUUCACUCUCUCUCAUUGGUUCUCUCUAGUUCUAGGUCUAGCUCCCGUUCCGCUGCUUCGCUUUUCUGCCUUCCGUGUCUGUUCUGUUUCACAGCACGUACUGCAGAAGGAGAAAACGUUUCAACAAUAUGAAAAAGAAAAAAGAAACUCGAUGUGUUAUUCUCACGAGCGCUGAUCAUGCCGUUGUUUUUUCUAGUGUUUAAUCCCUGGUUUAUGUUUAUCAUCGGCUCUGUUGAUGUGGCGAACACUUUCCUGAUGACGCACAACCUGCCUCAGCAGCAACAUGGCUUCAUAUUGUGAUCCCGGAUUUUAUACAUGGUAUUAUACUUGAUAUGUACCUAUUAAAUAUUUUGAUUUCAGAAA
This is a messenger RNA of Clarias gariepinus (North African catfish), 11793 nucleotides long. RefSeq names its product E3 ubiquitin-protein ligase UHRF2-like. The transcript has 16 exons. The record is from RefSeq and is a predicted model, not a curated record. Gene Ontology annotation, biological process: negative regulation of gene expression via chromosomal CpG island methylation; protein ubiquitination. Gene Ontology annotation, molecular function: ubiquitin protein ligase activity; protein binding. Lineage: Eukaryota; Metazoa; Chordata; Actinopteri; Siluriformes; Clariidae. Bases 140 to 2782 code for a protein of 880 amino acids.